This is a messenger RNA of Hippocampus comes (tiger tail seahorse), 1600 nucleotides long. RefSeq names its product aspartate beta-hydroxylase domain containing 1 (gene asphd1). The coding region runs from base 109 to 1191 and encodes 360 amino acids. The record is from RefSeq and is a predicted model, not a curated record. Gene Ontology annotation, cellular component: membrane. The transcript has 6 exons. Lineage: Eukaryota; Metazoa; Chordata; Actinopteri; Syngnathiformes; Syngnathidae.
AAAAACAUCUAGUCUGGGAGCAACGAUCUUCCACUCACUGCGCAGAGGCGGUUGCGUGCGUGCUUGUGACACAUCUCGCGACGGUCUAUCAAGCGCCCGAUCAUAAAGAUGUGCUGGUCCUUGGACAUGCUGCCCUCGCCUCCUUACAUUGAGCUCGGCGUCCACUCGUUGAGUGGCCUUCUGUGGACGCUCGCGCUCUUGUUCCUGUGGCACUGUUAUCGGAUAGGCUCGGACUUGCCGAUGGGGGUUCGCGCACGCGGGGGAAAGUUGGGCUCCGGAAGGUCCACGAUGUCUCCUGGCGGAAGCUGUGCGGGAGCAAAGUACGAAACCCGGUCCAAGAUUCUCAGGGGUGAUCCAAGGAACCCGUUUUCAAGCAUCGAAACGGAAGAGGAUGAGGAGUUGGCGCAAGGCUACCUCACACCCGUACUUAGCCAUGCCUUGUUCCCAGCGCAGGCAUCCGCACAGGCCAAGAAACUGUACUCGGCCUUGCAGGAAUACGCCAAACGCUACAGCUGGGUGGGAAUGGGCCGCAUUCACAAAGGCCUCCGGGAGCAGAUCAAAUCAAAUGACCACUCAGCGAUACAGAAGCCGCAUCUCUUCUUCCUACCAGAUGUCCCGAGUGUUCCUUUUUUCCCACGCGAUGCCCAUCGGCAUGAUAUUGAAGUCCUGGAAGCCAACUACGCUGUCAUCCUGGCUGAGUUCCAAGCUGUUUACCAGAAAGGCCUCGACUCCAAAUCGGGCUGGACCGUGGGACCAAAGGGCCAGGCAGUGUUUCCACUGUACAGCGCGGGCGUGUACGUGGCAGCCAACUGUCGCUGCUGUCCUUGCACGUAUCGGACACUGCUGUCCCUCCGCACAUUCAUAAGCAGCAACUCCUUGGGAUCGGCUGGAUUUUGGUUGCUGGGACCCGGCGCUGCGCUGGGUAGCUCAUACGGACCGACGAAUACGCGGCUGCGGUGUCAUCUAGGUCUGCAAACUCCCCCCCUGUGUGAGCUGGUGGUGGGAGGGGAGCCUCAGUGCUGGUCUGAGGGACACUGCCUGCUGAUUGAUGACUCAUUCCUUCACACCGUCUCACACAAAGGGCCCCCGGAUGCUGGACCUCGAGUCAUCCUCAGUGUGGACGUCUGGCAUCCGAAUGUGGCCGCGGCGGAGAGACAAGCGUUGGACUUCAUGUUCAGUCCUGAUCUCUGAGCACUUGGGCGUUUUGAUUCCACCCUGAACUUUGAACUCUGCCAGUUUUGCGAGAUGCGUGGGGGGCGCCUUUGGGUUUCGAGGGUCUCGUCUAUGGAUCACUGUGUGCGUUAUCCGUUGAAAAACAUGUUGGUCGUUUUCUGCCCUUUUGACCCCGAUGCAUUCAUGGUGCAUGAAAAUAUGAUCAUGCAUGGCUGCCAUAAACAAUGUGCGUCACUUGGAGAUACAACAAGACCUCCUUUAGCAUCCGAGCAGAGGAUUAGAGGAUCCCAUUAGAUAACGUUCUCACAAGGGUGUUUGCAUGCGAAACUUGACUGUCAUGUUUAUCGUUGGUGCAUGCGUCACUUUGGACAUCAACACCUGACGAUCACGCCGCCACACUGCGGCAAAAAUAAAAUAAAAUAUGGAA